Messenger RNA from Pterocles gutturalis (yellow-throated sandgrouse), 1069 nucleotides. RefSeq names its product protein FAM189A1-like. NCBI's taxonomy places the organism in Eukaryota, Metazoa, Chordata, Aves, Pterocliformes, Pteroclidae. The annotation marks the transcript as partial. The record is from RefSeq and is a predicted model, not a curated record. The transcript is spliced from 5 exons.
GACCUGUUGUUCAGUGUGUGUGCUCUCAAUAUCAUCUCCACCAUUGUCUGUGCUUUGGCAACAGCAAUGUGUUGCAUGCAGAUGGUUUCUUCUGAUCUUCUGCAAAUGUUUCUGCCACAGAGGCCACAUUCUGCCAAUCCUGACUGCCUGACUCCACAUGGAACCAGCCUGCACCAGACCUUGGAUUUUGAUGAGUUCAUACCACCAAUCCCACCUCCACCGUACUACCCACCAGAAUAUACCUGCACACCAGUGAUAGAGGUGCAGAGAGGUCUCCAUUUGGACUUCCCUCAUUCCCCAUUCAGUGCUCUAUAUGAAGUAACUGUUAACAGCCCGGGAAUGCUGUAUCCAGCUGAGCUGCCCCCUCCUUAUGAGACAGUGAUCAGAGAGACACCUGCCAGUCAGGUCACUGGUACUGAUCAGCAAGUAUCUGCAUCAAGCUUGGGUGAGAGGAACAUGACCCUGGACUUCAGCACACAAGUUUCUGUUGAGAGCACCUCUUUGAUGGUCUCUGGGGCUGUUGAUAUCCUAGACCGUAGCUGCUCCUCUGAAGAUCUCUGUUCACUGGAAGUUCAAGGAUCUCUCCGUUCUGCAGAUCUUUCUCCCUACUGUCCAACCCCCAAAGGGGCCACGGACCAGAGCUGCAGCACUCUGGAUGACAGCACCCGCUGCAGGUUCCACAGAACUCGCUCAGAGGGUUUGCCUGAUGAGGAUGGCAGUUCCCACAGCCAAGCCUCUACAGACAGGUCUCAAGGACAGAAAGAGAACUGUUCCCACAGCAGGUCCUUGGACUGUUCCUCAGAGGAUUUAGCCCCCUCAGGAAGAGAACUCCAGAGUUCUCGAGAGAGCAAUGCCACACUGCCUUUGAAGCAAAAUAAAAUCUGUUGUGUGGAAUUCAGCCAGCCUCCUGUCCCUUCCCAGACCUCUCCCUGUUCCGAGGCCGCAAAUACUUCAUCAUACACGAGUGGCCACAAGAGUGCUGUCCAGCAGCAUCACACUCCAAAAUACCGAUUUUCAAAUAUCGUCCGAUCAACUAGUGACCCGGUCUCAUGUUCAUUUUAUACAGAAG